Colossoma macropomum (tambaqui) is the source of this 3204-nucleotide messenger RNA. It is a transcript of the gene map7d1a, whose product is annotated as MAP7 domain containing 1a. Bases 297 to 2660 code for a protein of 787 amino acids. The transcript is spliced from 19 exons. NCBI's taxonomy places the organism in Eukaryota, Metazoa, Chordata, Actinopteri, Characiformes, Serrasalmidae. Gene Ontology annotation, biological process: microtubule cytoskeleton organization. Gene Ontology annotation, cellular component: microtubule cytoskeleton. The record is from RefSeq and is a predicted model, not a curated record.
AGUAGACUACUAUCAGCUGGGAGCGGUGGGACUGUCCGCUGUGCUGAAAGUUACCUCAGUUUUUUUAACACCCACGAGGCCGAGAGGUAGUCUCGGUUUCGUGGUCUUGGGACUAAAGUUACAUUCCCUCAAGCUCCCGCUUCUCCUGCACUGACAUUUCCUCUCCCUUCUUCUUAUCGGGUUUGGGAUACAUCAGCGGAGCGCGCGAGCCGAGUUCUCCCCCGUUUUUAAUCCCGGAGGAAUGAGUAUACGGUCUGAGAGAAGAGCACGACCAUCCGCCUGACCCAGAGAACAAAAUGGAGUGUGAAGGUUUUGGCUCUGACCUGGAUACAGAUGUUCUGCGUUCAGCAGAAGACCAUCCCCCAACAUCUCUGGAUGCAAACCCCACUAAAGCCAACAGCGAGGAGGUGAAGACACCCCAAAAAACAGAUGCUGAUGCUCCUGUUGAUUCUGAACACAAGGCUGUCACUUCAGCUCCAAUACCAGAUGUCAUUCCAAAGUUACCGACUUCACCAGCGACACCCACCCCACGGUCAAAUGUCAGUCCUCAAACUAAGAAAGAUGCAGUGAAGUCAGAGGACCGACAAAAACUGGCAAAAGAGAGGAGAGAGGAAAGAGCUAAAUAUCUUGAACAGCGCAGCCACCUUCAAGCUGCUAAGAAGUCAGAGUGGCUGGAGAAGGAGGAGCGGGCGCGGCAGUUGCGAGAGCAGCAGUUGCAGGAGCGCCGGAGGAGGCUGGAGGAGCAGAGACUGAAGGCUGAGAAACGCAGGGCUGCUCUGGAGGAGAGACAGAAACAGAAACUGGAGAAGAACAAGGAGCGCUACGAGGCUGCCAUCCAGAGGUCUGCAAAGAAGACAUGGGCUGAGAUUCGUCAACAGAGGUGGUCCUGGGCUGGAGGACUGAGUGCCAAUUCCAGUCAGAGCCAAAGCCGAUGCUCUAUAUCUGCAGUCAACCUGCCAAAACAUGUGGACUCUGUUCUAAACAAGCGACUCUCCAAAUCCUCAGCCACCCUCUGGAACUCCCCCAGCAGAACCCGUAGGUUGGAAUUGAGUCCAUGGGAGAGUAGCAUUGUGGACCGGCUGAUGACACCCACCCUGUCUUUCCUGGCACGGAGUCGUAGUGCUGCCAGCGUGCUAAGCAAUGGCAAAGACUCUCAGUCUCCAGUGUGUCCUCGUUCAGCCUCAGCGAGUCCACUCUCAGUGUGUUCUCACCGGCCCCACCGAUGCUCUGAGCGCUGGAGGGUCACAACCAGCACCCCUGACAUCACCCAGCGCCAACGCAGACGAGACUCCACACCUAUGGAUAAGAGGAAGAAAGAGAAGAAAGACAAGGAGCGAGAAAAUGAAAAAGAAAAGAGUGCCAUCACCAAAGAGAAGGUGCUGAAGAAGAGACAGUCUUUACCAUCAAUGAAAACCAGACCUGAGCCCAGUCCCUUGUCGCGGCAGGCUGCCUCUCCCAUCACACCUAAAGGCAGGGCCUCCUCUCCCAGACCUGCAUCAGCCCAAUCUAGUCCCAGCACACCGAAAGCUCGUCCCAAGAGGGCACGGACGCCCGCUCGGGUGGAGGCACGCACUCGUUCACCUGCUGCUGUAGGGAAAGCCCAAGAUAGCCACAGACCUGCCAUUCCUGAUAACACCAAAGCUUCCUCUCCUAUCCCCCCGAUUGUUGUGUCUGCUGCCCCUGAGAUGCCCCUGUCUAUAAGUGCACCAGUCACAACCAUCAGCGCCUCCUCUGUCCCUGAGAACUCCACAGCCAAUUCCAGUAUUCCAUUAACUUCCCCAGCACCCUCCCCUGCCAAGCCUAUGGCUGGAACCAACGACCCAGAAGAAGCUGCCCGAAUUUUGGCUGAGAAGAGGCGACAGGCAAGGGAGCAGAGGGAGCGGGAGGAGCAGGAGCGGAAAGAACAGGAGGAGAAAAAUAGGCUGGAGCGGGAGGAGCGGUUAGCGCGGGAGGUGGAGGAGAGGAGGCGCAGAGAGGAGGAGGCACGGCUGAUGGCAGAGCAGCAGAGGCUGAGGGACAAAGCCCAGCGUCUGCAACAGGAGAAGGAGGCACAGGAGAGAGCAAAGGCAGAACAGGAGGAGAAUGAGCGCCUCCAGAGACAGAAGGAGGAGGCAGAGGCAAAGGCCCGGGAGGAGGCAGAGCGGCAGCGCCUGGAAAGGGAGAAGCACUUCCAGAAGGAGGAGCAGGAGAGGCUGGAGAGGAAGAAGCGCCUGGAGGAGAUCAUGAAAAGGACACGCAGAACAGACAUGGGAGAAAAGAAGGACACAAAAUCUUCUCCUGCUUCCCAGGUUAAUGGUGGAAGUUCCAAGCCUGAAUCUGAGAGUAUUAAAGCAACAGCUGAUCCAAUCCAAGCCAACCACCAUCCAAGCACAGAUCUGAAGCAGAAUAAUCAAUCUCAAAGUGGCACAAAGGAGAGUUCUUCAUUCCUUGUAAUAAAUGGCGUCCCGACCUCCAAGCACGAGAAUGGCCUGUCUUCAGGGUGCGAGGCAUCCCAAUUUGAAGAGUUCAUCCAACUAGCCAAUCAUAGCAGCACCAGCAGUGGUGGGCGGGAGAAAUCGGAAACUGACAUUCCUGAUGAACCACUUGUGGCCUUUGAUGGUGGGAACUUUCUGAAAAAAGCAGGCCCUAUGAAGCCUCAGCAUGUUGCAGAAGUCCUUUGAGAAAUGUGACUGUUAGAUAAAUACGAGCCUUAUCUGCCUGGCUCCAACUCGCUGCCUGAGGGUCCUUGUGUGAUGAAGCACAGCCUGGCCAGACCCAUGCCAACCCAUUCACUGACUGCUAUUUAGAUUGUACCAAGCGUUGCCACGGUCAGAACCUCCCCUGGGCGAAAGGGUGUGAUUACAAGAAGCCACUCUGCAGUCAAGCUUAACUAAACAAACCUUCACCUCCAACCAAGGUGCAUCUGUGUCACUAUUUAUGAAGAGCCCACUCAGCAGUCUGACCUUGCACCUUAUGGCAGACAGCUUCAUGCAUCUUAGUAAUGACCAGAGAAAACAAAAGGUAUAAACACGUGACAAAACAUGAUUUAUGGCUGUCUUUCAUCUUAUCAUGAGUUUAAAUGAGCAUUGCUUUGCCUAUUUUGUUUUUAAUGUUUAGUUAUUUAAUGUGAUGAGAAUUGUAACUACUGGGUACAGCUGUAUGUGAAUAAUGUAAAUUGGAGUACAAGAGAAGGAGGAUUGUGGAAUAAAACUGAAUGAAAGGGAG